Owenia fusiformis is the source of this 766-nucleotide messenger RNA. Lineage: Eukaryota; Metazoa; Annelida; Polychaeta; Sabellida; Oweniidae. The record is from the annotation of a GenBank genome assembly.
AAUACACAAAGUAAGACCAGCAGCUGAAUUAUUUCGAUUCUAACACAAAUAUGAAACAUAAAUUGAUAAUGCUUUAAGAGUUGAGACAAUACUAUACUACUCAUAUCAAUUAAGUGAAAGAAGUUGAAAAAAUGUUCAAAAUGUUUAAAAAAAUAAUUUGCAAAGGAAUGAAGCGGAUGGUUCAAUGGCGGACGUUGGUAUAUUUUGUAUUAUUUGCAGAUGUUUUACUAUUACAUAUGAUUUUCGCUGGAUCUCAAGCAAAACCAAGAAUCGUUAAUCAGAAUAUCAGUUUCGUAAGACCAAAAAAAUAUACUUUGGAAAUUCCAGGACAAAAUUGCUCAGUCAUUUACAAAGAUUUGGUUGGUCUACUUAGAGUUCGAAAGAACUAUCCACCUAAAAAUAAUUUCAAUUCGGAGCCACCUAUCGAGGUUCAAUCGACAUACAAAACUGAUGGGAGAGGGCGCUGGUUUCCAGUCGUUUGUCAACCAAGACAAAGAACUGUCAUAAUUAUUCCAUUUAGGGAUCGAGACGAUCAUCUAAAAUAUUUCAUUGAACAUUAUGUUAAAAUUCUUCAAAGACAGCUACUCGAUUACACUAUCAUAGUUGUAGAGCAGGAUUAUACCCACGCAUUUAACAGGGGAAUGUUAUUUAAUAUUGGAUACAAAGAAGCUCUUUCAUUAAGCGAUGGGAAUCAAGCUCCUCUAUGUUUAAUACUGCAUGACGUCGACCUACUCUUAGAAAACGAUCGCUUGAUCUACGAGUGUUC